Messenger RNA from Cyprinus carpio (common carp), 1916 nucleotides. Its product is annotated as actin-binding protein WASF3. Gene Ontology annotation, biological process: positive regulation of Arp2/3 complex-mediated actin nucleation; actin cytoskeleton organization. Gene Ontology annotation, molecular function: actin binding; protein kinase A regulatory subunit binding; Arp2/3 complex binding. Gene Ontology annotation, cellular component: cytoskeleton. Lineage: Eukaryota; Metazoa; Chordata; Actinopteri; Cypriniformes; Cyprinidae. The record is from RefSeq and is a predicted model, not a curated record.
UCAAGGCUUCGGUCUGCGCAUGCGCGCAGGGCAGCGUUGGUCGCUCUUUAGCAGAAGACUCGACACUGUCAAGGUAACGCGCACGCUGGGGACAGUUCUGAGAUUUACAAACAGCUGAACCUGUCUCGCGCACCGUUAUUCACGUCAAUCGCUGGCAGAAAAUAGCCGCCGAGCGAUUAAUGCGAUGUAACAACACAGAGGGACGGCAAAUACGGACCGCUACCAGAGAGACGCCGCGCUAGCGCUUGAUAAACACAGCAGUAGCCAGUCAUGCCGCUGGUGAAGAGGAGUAUCGAGCCCAAGCACCUGUGUCGAGGAGCUCUGCCUGAUGGAGUGCUCAGUGAGCUGGAGUGUGUCACCAACAGCACCCUGGCGGCCAUCAUCAAACAACUGGGCAGCCUGAGUCGUCACGCAGAGGACAUCUUUGGAGAGCUGUUUAAUGAAGCCAACAGUUUCUACAUGCGUAUGAAUAACCUGCAAGAGAGAGUGGACCUGCUGGCUAUCAAAGUGACCCAGCUGGACUCCACCGUGGAAGAGGUCUCUCUGCAAGAUAUCAACAUGAGGAAGGCCUUCAAGAGCUCCACCAUUCAGGACCAACAGGUGGUUUCCAGAAACUCAAUCCCAAAUCCUGUCCUGGAGCUCUACCACCGCGGAGACAAACCUCCCCCUCUCAAUAUUCUCAGCCCUUACAGAGAUGAUAAGAAGGACGCACUGAAGUUCUACACAGACCCCUCCUACUUCUUUAACCUCUGGAGGGAGAAAAUGCUGCAAGCCACAGAGGACAAGAGAAAAGAAAAGAGGAGACAGAAGACAAGCAGCUCAGGCCAGACUCACUCAGACCAGACUAAGUCCCACUCCAGGCAGGCCCUUCUCAGAAGCCCCCUCCUAUCCUCCGAGCAGCAGAAACAGGUGGAGGACCCCAGUCGUGAGGUGAAAAAGGUUCGUAAGGCACGGAAUCGUAGGCAGGAGUGGAACGUAAUGGCGUAUGAUAAGGAGUUCCGCCCAGACGCCCGCUUCACGCCUUCUCCGUACCAUGGCAUGUCCUCUGAGGGCUCACUUUCACCAGACAACAGGUCGGUUGCCUCAGACUUGGGUGAGCACUCUUACCCAGGCAGCCCCAGUCACCCGGCUCAGCAGAUGGCCGUGGCCAGUGCCUACUCCGCUGCCAAUGGCAAAGAUCACCUCAUGGCACCCUCUCAUGUCCAGACCCAGUCCCUAGACCGUGUGUAUCGGCCGGCCGCUUCCUCCUCCACUCCACCUGGGAGACAGACUAUUGGCAGGGUUCAGAAGUCCCAUGGACAACCAGUCACAGACCCUGCUCUCAACGGGCCACGUCCCCUGCAGGCUAAAGACUUCAGUGGUCAGCAGUCUCAGCAUCGAGAGUAUUUCGUACCUCCUGCUCCUCCUCCACCUCCUCCUAUCAUUCCUUCCGCCCAGACUGCCUUUGACAGUCCCACUGGCCCCUCCUCUGCCCCGGCCAGUGCUAUGCCAUCUCUUUCCCAGACCUACAAUGCUUCUCCUCCCACCCCUGCCCUCCCUGCUUCCUACACUCCUUCCCCAACCCAUCCUCCUCCCGCAGCCCCCCCUCCACCUCCACCUGGGCCGCCCACACACCCCCACCCCCACCCACACCUUCACUCACACACCAUGCCCACUGCCCCUGCGGAAGCACCAGUUGUCCCCAGGAAGGGCCAGAUACCUCUCAUCCCAAUGAGCGACGCACGCAGCGACCUGCUGGCAGCCAUCAGACGAGGGAUCCAGCUGCGUAAGGUGCAGGAACAGCGGGAGCAGGAAGCAAAGAAGGAGCCAGUUGGGAACGAUGUGGCCACUAUAUUAUCUCGUCGCAUCGCCGUGGAGUACAGCGAAUCUGAUGAAGACUCUGAGCUGGACGAAAAUGAGUGGUCAGACUGAGACAU